Molecule: messenger RNA, 1943 nt
Organism: Phragmites australis (common reed)
Lineage: Eukaryota; Viridiplantae; Streptophyta; Magnoliopsida; Poales; Poaceae
Product: OVARIAN TUMOR DOMAIN-containing deubiquitinating enzyme 12-like
Exons: 11
Coding region: 434-1492 (352 amino acids)
Biological process (GO): protein deubiquitination
Molecular function (GO): cysteine-type deubiquitinase activity
Source: RefSeq, a predicted model, not a curated record
ACUAGAAAGUAGCGAUGAGUAUGGCCGUUGGGAAUUAAGUUAAGAAAUGGAGAGGCGAGUGGUUCAAGAAAGUCGGCUCCGGCCACACUUUGUUUGGUGUUGGUCUCUCUUCUUCCUCAAAGAGAGACGUGGAGAAUUCCAGAAGCCUCGUCUCCCAACCCAUCGACGCGGCGACUCUCUCUCUCUCUCUCUCUCUCUCCUCCCACGCACGCGGCACGCCCCCCUUCAUGGUCUACGUACGUAUUCGAUACUUGCCCUAGUUAUUUUGAUUGGGUUUGAUUCGAAUUGAAGUAAGCGGAUGCGGCGCCGGAGGUCCCCAUCACCUGACCUCGCAUCGCAUUGCAUCGCAUCAGUUGGAAGGCGACGUCGGACGCUUCCUUCACCCCUCCUCCACAAAGAGAGAUUAAUUCGCUGAUCAAGCGGAGCAGCAGCGAUGGUUUUGCGCGACCAAGAUCCGGAUGUCAUCCGAUGGGGCCUUCACCAUCUCCUCCCCGGUGCUGCUGCUGCUGCUGCUGAUGACUACUCUGCUUAUCAUCACGCUCAAACCGCCACUACUACAGGUUGUACUGGCUACGCCCAGGUUGUUGAUGACCGGAACGGGGAUAGCUCCGUUGAGGUCAUGAUUGAACAUGAUGUCGACCACCAGGAUGCUGUUGAGAACGACGAAAUCAUCGCACAAACCCUGCAGGAGGAGUUAUCCCAAAUCACCUUUGCCGAAGCAUCUGGAACAUCCUGCGCCGACGACCACCAUUCCGCUGUCCUCGCACAAGAAUGGUUGCGCCCGCACAUCAUCCAUGUAGCCUCAGGUACAGCUCCAGCUUCUGAGGAGGCGGAGAGCAGGGAACCUUUUAGCUCAUGUUCAAGCCCUGGAGAUAACAAUGUCCAUGAUGGUGAGGCAUGCUUAAUAGUAGUGGAUGACUUCUCCAUCCUGGAUGGAGAAGUUGGGAAAAGAUUGAACGACAUGCUCCCAGUUCCUCAUGUUCCUAAAACAAAUGGAGAGAUUCCUUCUGUUGAUGAAGCCAUUUCAGAUCAUCAAAGGCUCCUUGACAGGCUCAUGUUGUAUGAUCUGGCUGAGCUCAAGAUAAAAGGAGAUGGCAAUUGUCAGUUUCGAGCAUUGUCUGAUCAAUUUUACCGUACUCCUGAACAUCAUAGAUUUGUUCGGCAACAAGUGGUCAACCAGCUUGAAUCUCAUCCCAAUAUUUAUGCUGGAUAUGUCCCUAUGGAUUACAAAGAAUAUUUGAAAAAGAUGUCGAAGAGUGGAGAGUGGGGUGAUCAUGUUACAUUGCAGGCUGCUGCAGACUCGUACGGUGUAAAGAUUUUCAUCCUGACAUCAUUCAGAGAUACGUGCUACAUUGAAAUUCUCCCUGUUGUUGAGAAAUCAAAAAGAGUUAUAUGCUUGAGUUUUUGGGCUGAGGUGCACUACAACUCUAUAUAUCCAGAAGGAGAGUUACCAGUUUUGGAGAACAACAAGAAAAGGUGGUGGCCCUUCUAGCAUUCCCAAGAAGGACAUUAGAAGCAGCUAACAGUGGGAUAUACUCUGCAGCCAGCUGUAUACUCCUCCAUUUGAUUCAUUCUUUUCCGGGUGGCAGCUCAUCAGACCAAGUGACCAUUUUGUUCGGCCAUGUGAUCGACGACAAUGGAUCCAGUGACCUUGGGAGUUGGGAGGCUGCACUGCGAUAGGAUUUGUUGGUGUUACUUGUAGACGGUAUCUGUACAGACAGAUAGGUUUUCGGAAUUGUUUCUAACUCUGAUAACUGUUGAAGGGUUUUUCGAUGUUGAUCAGGAAUUCAGAGUUGUGAGUGAUAGGCACAUUAUUUUGAUCAACGGACAGCCUGACUAAUUUGGUUGGAAAUAUCAGGAAAAAAAGGAAUACUACUUGUUCAUCUUCAGAUUUCAGUACAUAUAUAUUGAUUAUAACUCGGCAAACUGUCAAGCAGAGCUAA